This is a messenger RNA of Pipistrellus nathusii (Nathusius's pipistrelle), 1593 nucleotides long. Lineage: Eukaryota; Metazoa; Chordata; Mammalia; Chiroptera; Vespertilionidae. The record is from the annotation of a GenBank genome assembly.
AUGCGACAGUUGGCUGUUACUGGUCCAGGCAUGGAGGAGUGUGCUUGCCUCUGCUGCGCGGGCCUUUCGCAGGGAUGCCAGUGUCGCCAGCACCACCCAGGACCAGGUGAGAUGGCAGCAGCCGACAGCAAGCCGGCCCCGGCCCCGGCCCCUGAAAAGCAGCACGUGGCUGCGAACACCAAGGUGGCUGGGUCCUCUGCGGGCAGUGGAGGGACCAGGAACCCCAUGCUACCCAUCCUGCCCCCGCGCUGCUGCUCGCUGCAGGACCUGCCUCCGGAGCUGCUGGUGGAGAUCUUCGCCUCGCUCCCGGGCACCGACUUGCCUAGCGUGGCCCAGACCUGCACCAGAUUCCACCGCAUCCUGCACGUGGACAGCAUCUGGAGACGGCGCUGCCGGGAGGAGUACGGCUGUGGUGGAAACUUGCCGAACCUGGAGACGAUGGGUGUGUCUUGUCGAGAACUCUAUGCGAAGCUGCUCCACCCUUACAGACACAUUUUGGGAUUGUGGCAGCCAGAUAACCAGCCCUACGGAGGACUGCUGGGGGUAGCGGUGCACGGAGUGUGCAUCUUUGGUUGGACGUACCUGCCUCUCCAUGACCCCUAUGGGUAUGACUCGAUGAAAUUCAAGCCUGCGUUUAGGAUUAGCCUGACGGAGAGUAAGCGGGCCGUGGUGGAGUGCCUGCAGGGCCGCAUAGGGCCCCACGGCUGCCGCUACCAGAUUCGGAAGGACGGGUUCUCCACCCACUGCCACCAACCGGGCCACCACAGGAUAUCUGGCUGGAGCACCCAGGAAUUAGAAACGUGGCUGAAGAAAGAAUGGGGGCGGGCGAUGCAGGACAUUCUCCAGAAUGACAGGCUGUGCUUCGUCCUGAAUCAGUCCAUCUGCGGUCGGCUUAACAACUGGGCUUACCGCCGCAUCUACCUCCCGCCGAGCCAGCCGGGCGACCUCAUCAGGCCAGGCCUCUUCCAGGGCACCCACGAUGUCUAUAGCCCAGAGGUCGUCCUGCUCAGCUUCCACGGGAAGCAUGCCAGGGUCACGAAGAUCACGGGUGACUACCAAGUCCCCGCUGGGCAGCAGGUGCUAGAGAUCCACCUCGGGCGCCGCAUCCGGCUGCCCCAUUACUUCAGUGAGUGCUCCCGCCUGAUUCAGGAGGUUCACUGGCAGAUGAUCCAGGAGCAGCAGCAGAGAGAAGACUGGACCGAAGAUGGCGAGGGCCAUGGCUGGCUGAGCCCUGCGCAGCCCAGUGUCGGGGAGUCCCCGGCUGCAGCUUUGGCAGAGCAGCCCAUGCAGUUUGUUUUGCCUGAGGGCACGAGCUCAAGAAUCCAGAACUACCCCCGAACCUACAGGAUGUGUUUCUACGGCUUCGCCUACAUGCAGCGCAUCCCCGGAGUCUUCGUCCUGUUCGAUGAGGACCACUUCGGGUUCAUCUGGCUGUACCCCAAUUGCCUCAGCCUGUACAGCAGAGUCCAGACCACCUUCCCGAAUGCGGAGGCACCAUCCCCACAGGCCUUCCAGGAGAUGCUCGAGAACAUUCAGUUCCUAUCCCCUGCCCUCAGGACACCUUGGGGAGAAGAGGCUUCAGAGGAAGUGUAG